AUGGCCUCCGGGGACAAGUCAGUGCCAUCGUCCUCAUCGGACUGGAGUGUUGAGCCGCCGGUCAUCUCACCUGCAAGCCCUUCCCAUCUGACCCACUUCAAGCCACUCACGCCAGAACAGGAUGAGCCGCCGCUGCGGUCAGCGUACAGCUCGUUUGUCAACCUAUUUCGCUUCAACAACAAAGAACAGUCUGGCCGUGCCAGGCAUGCUCCCUUGCAGAAACUGGCGAUUUUGGAGGAUGGUCGACCUGCCUCCACGGUCUCUGACAAGCUGGAUGAGCCACCCCCAUCCCCUCAGUCGGAGAGUCGAAGCUGGUCGUCCAGCCCUUCCCACUCCAGCUACGGCUUAAGAACGCAGCGGAAGUCACACUCUGAUCACCGCAGACGCACCUCCACCGCCUCUGAUAGCAGCAGGAAGUCGGAUACCCCACUGAACAAUCAUGACCCACGGACAGCUGUUCAGCUCCGCACUGCACUGAAACGGCUCAAGGAAAUCAUGGAUGGAAAGAGUCAGGACAGUGACCUGAAGCAGUACUGGAUGCCAGACAGCCAGUGCAAGGAAUGCUAUGAUUGUAACGAGAAGUUCACCACAUUUCGUCGGCGCCACCACUGCAGACUUUGCGGACAAAUAUUCUGCAGCCGCUGCUGCAACCAAGAGAUCCCCGGGAAAUUCAUGGGCUACACAGGAGACCUACGAGCCUGUACAUACUGUCGUAAAAUUGCGCUCAACUACGCCUACUCGGCCGAGUCUGGCUCCAUUGGUGAGGACCUGAACGUCUUGUCAGACUCUUCCUGCUCAGUGUGUGUAUUAGAACCCAAUGAACCACGGACACCCGUGGGUGGACGCAAGGCAAGCAGAAACAUCUUCCUGGAGGAAGAUCUCCCUUGGCAGAGUAUGAUCCAUCAAGAUCCUCAGAAGAGCGUCCUUCCUUCCAGACUGACAACGCUGCAAGAAGAUGUGGGUAAAUCUCCCACAAGGAAAAGGUCAGCCAGCGUUUCCAACCUUUCUCUGGAUCGCUCUGGCUCCAUGGUGCCUUCAUACGACAGCUCAGUCAGCCCACCCACUACCCGAUCCUUGACAGGCGCAAAGAGCGUCACCAAACUUGACCACAGCGAGGAAGAGAGGAAGAGCCUUCUGGACUCUUCGCAACUAAAGGAAUUGUGGAAAAAAAUCUGCCACAACAACACAGGAAUGGAGUUCCAGGACCACAGGUACUGGCUGAGGACCUACCCUAAUUGUAUUGUGGGAAAGGAGCUGGUAAACUGGCUGCUGAGGAACGGCACCAUCUCCAACAGGGCACAGGCAAUUGCCAUCGGCCAGGCGUUGGUUGAUGGCCGCUGGCUAGACUGCAUUACGCACAACGAUCAGCUGUUCAGAGACGAGUAUGCCCUUUACCGCCCCCUGCAGAGCACAGAGUUCUCCGAAACCCCGUCUCCUGACAGCGACAGCGUGAAUUCAGUGGAGGGGCAUUCUGAGCCGUCCUGGUUUAAGGACAUUAAGUUUGACGACAGUGACACGGAGCAAUUGGCAGAGGAGUCUGACUACAACAUAACAAGCUCUGCCAGCCUCAGCAAGAGAACGUCCGUCAGUAGCUCCCAGUCCGUGGUUGACAGCGACUCGGCUGCUUCCAUCAGCCUCAACAUGGAGCACAAUAAUGUCAACUUCCAUAUUAAGAAGCAGUCCAAGUAUCCACACGUGCCUUCCACUGCUGAGCAGAAAGCUGAAUUUCUGAUGUCAGAAGAUGGAGGACAAAACAUUGUGAUCAGCGAUGCCUUCAUCAAAGAGUCUCUCUUUAAUCGGCGUGUGGAGGAAAAGGCUAAAGAGAUGCUGUUCACACCUCUGGGUUGGCACCACAGCUCCCUGGACCAGCUGCGAGAAGAGAAUGGAGAGAAGAAGGCAAUGGAGAGGCUGCUCUCUGCCAAUCACAGCCACAUGAUGGCGCUACUACAGCAGCUUCUCUACAGUGAGUCGCUAUCACUGUCCUGGCGGGACAUCAUCGUCCCUGUUGUCCGACAGGUGGUCCAGACCGUGCGCCCCGAUGUCCGUAACUGCGACGACGACAUGGACAUAAGACAGUUGGUCCAUAUUAAAAAAAUUCCAGGGGGGAGAAAAUUCGAUUCAACUGUGGUUAAUGGCUUUGUAUGCACCAAGAACAUCGCCCACAAAAAGAUGAAUUCCUACAUCAAGAACCCUAAAAUCCUGCUGUUGAAGUGCUCCAUCGAGUAUCUGUACAGGGAGGAAACCAAGUUCACAUGUAUCGAGCCAAUUGUCCUACAGGAGCGAGAGUUUUUGAAGAAUUACGUUCAGCGGAUUGUGGAUGUCCGCCCGAACCUGGUGCUGGUGGAAAAGACAGUUUCUCGUAUUGCUCAGGACAUGUUGCUGGAGCACGGUAUCACCCUGGUGAUCAACGUCAAACCGCAAGUCUUGGACCGAGUGAGUCGGAUGACUCAAGGUGAUCUUGUGAUGUCCAUGGAUCAGCUCCUUACCAAACCUCGACUGGGUACCUGCCAUAAAUUCUUCAUGCAGCCCUUCACCCUGGCUAACGAUGAUGUCAAGACGCUGAUGUUCUUUGAAGGAUGCGCGGCCCACCUGGGCUGCUCCAUCAAACUACGUGGCGCCUCUGAGUAUGAGCUGGCUCGCGUGAAAGAGAUCAUCAUGAUGAUGGUGUGCGUGGCCUAUCACUCACAGUUGGAGAUCUCCUUCCUCAUGGAUGAGUUUGCCAUGCCACCCAGUUUGGCCCAGAGCACUUCUUUUCCUUGUCUGCUAGAUGGCAUGUCUUCCAAGGGUGAAGCAGAAGCAGAACAGACUGACGUAGAGAGCCACAGCACAUCUGUGAGAAUGUCUGAUGAUGAUUCUGUAACUCUUGGACAGCAAGAAGAAGACUUGUUUCCCCCUGGAAUGGAGAUCAGCCAGGACCAUCUAAGAUCAUGUGCAUCGUCUGUCCAAAGUGAGGAAAUUGGAAUCAAAGAAAGUUUAACUUCUUCACCGUUUUCCAGCGCUCCUGCUCCUCCUCUAUCAGUAUCUCCGCCGUUUCUCAUGGACGAAGAUCAGCAAGAGACGGCCAGCAUGUUCAGUAAGACCUUUGAUAAUGACACUUCGGCGCAAGUAAACCACGAAAAGGAAGAGAUGGAAAGCGCCGAGGAUAAGGGAACAGAAACGUCAACACCCAGGUUGUUCCGAGACCCUCUGCAAGAUGACACGGGCAUGUUUGUGGCCGAGCAGGUGACUUCGACCGAUGACCGCUUGAAGUCCAUCUCAGCUGUCUUCAAGCAAGAGUUGAAGGACAUCAUUUUGUGCAUCUCGCCCUUUAUUACAUUCCGAGAACCGUUCCUUCUCACAGCUGCUGGAAUACACUGCCCCAGCAGGGAUUACUUCCCUGAAAAGGUCUACCUGUCUCCCCUCCUCAACAAGGAUUUAAAAGAGCUUGACGGGCGCCGGAAGCGACAGCUUCUGAAAGACUCUGUGUCAUCCUCGGUGGCCGGCAGUCAGACCAACAGCGUCGCUUCAAUUAGGCCUGUCGACUAUCUCCCGUGCCACGGACUCACCAGUACACGUAUCAUUGAGCAAUUGAGCAGUAGCCAGGACCUCGCCAAUAUGCUGGCAGAGUACAGAGCAAAGGGAGGGCGGAUCCGGCAGAGGGAAGCAUCCAAUGACCCUUUCAAUGCUGCCAGCACAUCCGGUCCUGUGAACGGCCACAACAAGCCUGAGGAAACGCCAUCGCCACCCGUGAAAGGGCCAGUAAAGGCCGAUAGUGAAGAUGACAAACCAAGCAAACAGAAUGAAAUGAGUUUGGCCCCCAAGAUGGACUGCCUAACGCCUGUCAAUCAUCAGCGACUAUGCGUACUCUUCAGUAGCUCUUCAGCUCAGUCCAGCAAUGCUCCAAACCCCUGUGUCAGCCCUUGGAUUGUCACCAUGGAGUUCUAUGGAAAGAAUGACCUUUCACUAGGUGUGUUCUUGGAGAGAUACUGUUUCAGGUCCUCUUACCAGUGUCCCAGCAUAUUUUGUGAGACUCCUAUGGUGCACCACAUCCGCCGUUUUGUGCACGGUAACGGCUGUGUGCAGAUUGUGUUAAAGGAGCUGGACUCACCUGUUCCCGGUUACCAGCACACCAUCCUCAACUAUUCUUGGUGCCGCAUCUGCAAACAGGUGACACCUGUUGUGCCACUGUCCAAUGACUCAUGGUCCAUGUCUUUUGCCAAAUACCUGGAGCUCCACUUUUACGGCCACCAGUAUACCAGGCGGGCCAAUGCGGAGCCGUGCGGUCACUCCAUCCACAAAGACUACCACCAGUAUUUCUCCUACAACCAGAUGGUGGCCUCCUUUAGCUACACCUCAGUGAGACUUCUGGAGAUCUGCCUUCCCCGUCCCAAGAUUUUCAUCAGGAAUCUGGGGCCUUCCAAAGCCAUCCUACAGCAGGACCUGAAAGACUUCUCCCAAAAAGUACUGCAGGUUUACUUGGCUAUCGAUGACCGCCUCACCUCCCUAAAGACGGAGACCUUCAGUAAAACACGAGAGGAAAAGAUGGAGGAUCUCUUCGCCCAGAAAGAUAUGGAAGAGGCUGAGCUGCGCAACUGGAUUGAGAAGCUCCAAGCACGACUUCAGGCAUGUGGUUUGGAUUCUCCACAGCAGCUUCAGACCGUGCUGGAGUCUCUUGUAGUCAAGAAGCAAAGCCUCUGUGAGAUGCUGCAGUCGUGGAACAGCAGGCUGCAAGACUUAUUCCAACAGGAAAAAGGCCGCAAGCGUUUGUCCGUCCCCCCGAGCCCGGGCCGCCACCGACAGACCGCCACCGACGACAGCAAGGUCAGUGCUCGGAGCACUCUGGAAUCUUCACCACGUAACCCCUCACCAGUGGUGCAGAAUGGUGACAAAGAGGACCGUCUCCUCAACACAAUGCCCUCCACAUCCUCCUCAUCCACCGUGCUGCUGUCUCCCGGGGAACCUGGAGCUGAACCUGUCACCCCCGGCCCCUCUUUCACAGAGCCAGACUCUGUCAGCAUCCCAGAAGAUGUGUUUGACGGACACUUGUUGGGCUCCACUGACAGUCAGGUGAAGGAAAAGUCCACCAUGAAGGCUAUUCUGGCAAAUUUUUUGCCAGGCAACAGCUACAACUCCAUUCCUUUCCCUUUUGACCCGGACAAGCACUACCUGAUGUAUGAACAUGAACGGGUGCCAAUUGCAGUGUGCGAGAAGGAACCAAGCUCCAUUAUCGCUUUUGCACUCAGCUGCAAGGAGUACAAAACAGCACUGGAUGAUUUAUCCAAGGUGUCCAACACCGUAGUGGACGAGGUAUCACAAACCAACAGUAGUGGAGAGAGCCGAGCAAAGGGCAGCCCCGCCAGGCUCGCAGAGUCAUCCGUGCAGAGCCGUACCAGCAUAGAAGCCGACCCGCUUAAGGAUGCUGACGUGGCCGAUAAACAGAAGAAGCAAUCUCAGAAUCCACACAUUGAGCUGCAAUUUUCAGACGCCAACGCCAAGUUCUACUGUCGCAUCUAUUACGCGGAUGAGUUCCACAGGAUGCGCGAAGAGAUUUUGGAGAGUGCGGAGGAGGAUUUUGUUCGUUCGCUAUCCCAUUGUGUCAACUGGCAGGCACGUGGUGGAAAGUCGGGAGCAGUCUUCUAUGCCACUGAAGAUGACCGGUUCAUCCUGAAGCAGAUGCCCAGACUGGAAGUCCAGUCCUUCUUGGACUUCGCUCCUCACUACUUUACCUACAUUACAGGAGCUGUGCAGCAGAAGAGGCCGACUGCUCUGGCGAAGAUUCUCGGCGUUUACCGCAUCGGGUACAAAAACUCUCAGAACAACACAGAAAAGAAAUUGGACCUACUUGUGAUGGAAAACCUUUUUUAUGGACGCAAAAUGGCCCAGGUGUUCGACCUGAAAGGCUCUCUGCGAAACCGCAACGUGAAGACCGACUCGGGCAAGGAGAGUUGCGAAGUAGUGCUGCUGGACGAAAACCUGCUCAAGCUCAUCUACGACAACCCGCUGUACAUCCGCUCGCACUGCAAGUCGGUGCUGCGCGCCGCCAUUCACAGCGACGCCUACUUCCUGUCCAGCCACCUCAUCAUUGACUACUCGCUGCUGGUGGGACGCGACGACGCCACCGAUCAGCUAGUGGUCGGGAUCAUCGAUUACAUCAGGACUUUCACUUGGGAUAAAAGGCUGGAAAUGGUCGUCAAAUCCACUGGAAUUCUGGGAGGACAAGGAAAGAUGCCCACCGUAGUGUCACCCGAGCUGUACCGUGCCCGCUUUUGCGAGGCCAUGGACAAAUACUUCCUCAUGGUGCCUGACCACUGGACUGGAUUAGGGGUCAACUGUUGA
This is a messenger RNA of Nerophis lumbriciformis (worm pipefish), 6315 nucleotides long. NCBI's taxonomy places the organism in Eukaryota, Metazoa, Chordata, Actinopteri, Syngnathiformes, Syngnathidae. The record is from RefSeq and is a predicted model, not a curated record.